CUAAUGUUUGUACUCGGUGUCAACUUACCAGAGCGUAAACUCGUCCAAUUCGCUCUACUACAGUAUGUUGGCAUCGGACAUUACACAGCCAAAUUGAUAUGUAAUCGGCUUCAAUUCCAUCCGAAACUAACAGUCGAUUUCAAACUUUCUGAUCCACCAAAACCAAAAACACUUUCAUUAGAAGCAGAUCCACUUCAAAGGUUAAUAAUCGAAAGUGAUUUAAGAAGAGAAGUUCGAGCGAAUAUAGCUCAUCAUCGAGCCGUUGGAUCGUAUAGAGGAAAAAGACAUGCAUUAGGAUUUCCUGUGAAUGGUCAACGUACUCAUACCAAUGCUAAAACUGCUAAAAAAUUAAAUAGAGUGGAUCGA
Melampsora larici-populina 98AG31 is the source of this 366-nucleotide messenger RNA. RefSeq lists its product as uncharacterized. The transcript is spliced from 3 exons. Gene Ontology annotation, molecular function: RNA binding; structural constituent of ribosome. Gene Ontology annotation, biological process: translation. NCBI's taxonomy places the organism in Eukaryota, Fungi, Basidiomycota, Pucciniomycetes, Pucciniales, Melampsoraceae. The record is from RefSeq and is a predicted model, not a curated record. Gene Ontology annotation, cellular component: ribosome; small ribosomal subunit; mitochondrion. The annotation marks the transcript as partial.